AUGCGCCAUGUGACUGGUCCGAUGGAUCUUGUUCUGUCACCCAUACUCCAUCGGGCUAUGAUGUGCGCUGUUAGUGCGCUAAGUGGGCGGGCGGGCAAAGGAAAACGAGAUGCUGGAGGCCUAUGGGGUCGGACGGCAAAAGUUGGCCCGUUCUAUUGGCCGUGGGCUGCGCUGGGCACGGAUUGCAGGGAUGCCCCGAUUGACCCGAAGCAAAACGUGGGCGGGCAGGGGUUUGGUACGCCGCUGCCAGUCUGCGCGAUACCGUUUGCGUAUUUACGCAGAGGCGUUGGUCGUAUUACCAAAACGGGGGAUAUCACACAUGUCGAAGGGAGAGAGAUGUCGGGUCAUGUACUUCAGAGCGGUUCGUUCGUCUCCAUCCAUCCGGAAAAGCGAGCUUGGUUAUGGGAGUCGGGCAAUAUCAACUUUGUUUUCGUGUCGCUCAUCCUGCGAUCCAGCAUAGGGUAUGCAUAA
Paracoccidioides lutzii Pb01 is the source of this 471-nucleotide messenger RNA. RefSeq lists its product as hypothetical. The coding region runs from base 1 to 471 and encodes 156 amino acids. The transcript is spliced from 4 exons. The record is from RefSeq and is a predicted model, not a curated record.